AUGAACGACGCCGAUGUGUCGAAGCAGAUCCAGCAGAUGGUGAAAUUCAUUCACCAGGAGGCGGAGGAGAAGGCCAACGAGAUCUCCGUAUCGGCAGAGGAGGUGAUGCCCGUCCCUCUCACUCUUGAAUUCCCUCGAUCUCUUCAAUCUUGUCCUCGAUGGGUUGUUUACCUUGUUUGGAUUCUUGGUGUCUCUCAGUUGAUUGGACGUAGCACGUGGUGUGGAUAUGAGGGAUUCGAUCUGUUUUCUUAUUCUAUAUUGUCUAGGACGUCCUUACAUCCUGCAGCGAGCUGCUGAUUUUUUUCUUUUGUUUGGGAUUUUAUUUUUCUGCUGCACCGGUCUGUGAUCGCUUUCACGGGAAGAAUGACACUGUCUGGAAGUUGUCAAAAAACGAUGUUCAUUUUGUUUGCGCAAAUGUCCUUUACAAUGAUACACGUUUCUCAAUCACCAGAAGGAUCGCAUUUCUUCGAUCCUCCCCUUCCACACACACACAUACAUCGACACACAAAAACCGGCCAACAACAGAUCGUGCUUCUCCUCAUCCUUUUUCAUUCUGAAGUAGCAAGGUCAUUAAUAGUUUUUCUUUAUCUUGGUUGAUAUUCCUUGGGAUCUUAAAGUUCACCUUUAUUUCAGGAGUUUAAUAUUGAGAAGCUGCAAUUGUUUGAAGCUGAGAAAAAGAAGAUCAAGCAAGAAUUUGGACGGAAAGAGAAACAAGUUGAAGUUCGCAGAAAAAUGUAACAUACUAGACAUUUUUCUCCUAUUCCUUUCAGCAUCAUCUAGCAUAUCUUUUCCAAUUUCUGUUGCUUCCCAGUGUAUCGGAAAAUUUCCCUAUUCUGCCAAGAUCAUUCUGCAAGAAUAUGCAGGUUGACGAUUCGAAAGCUGAGACGAGCUUUUUUUUAGUGUUGAUAUGUUUGUGGUGACUCAUUUCAAAAGAAACUCAUAGUGCCAACUUUGUUUGUGCUGCAGACCAACGAAUGGAAUAUCAUUUGAUUUUUAGAAAAUCUUUGAAUGACACAACAAAUGGUAUCUGUAUUCCAGGUUUUAGAUGAGUGUUGGAACCCAUCUUUCUCAUCCGUUUCUUAUCAUGGACAGAUGCAAUGCUGAUGAACUCAUCAAUGGGCUUAGCCUUUCUGUGUUCUUUUAUCCAGAUGGAUAAUUUGACGGUGACAAUAGCUUGUGAAGAUCAUGGAGGAAAUUCCUCAUUAGUUACUUUUGACCUUCCCUUGUGGAAGUGCUUUGGGGCCUUUAGUUUUCAUAGAGGAAAACGUAAGCAAGCUUCAGCGAAAUAUGAAGUCUUUACCAGGGAAGUUACAUAAAUGGUUCGGUCAUGCCAGGUAUAGAUUAAGCCAGAACUAAGGGGGGACUAUGUUCAUGCAAAAAUCAUAUGCAUUCGUAUGUUAGUACUUUGGUUAGCAAAGUAAUCCAUGUACAUUUAGGGUGGGUGUUCUCGAAUUAGAUUGAAAAUUCUUUCAAGUUGGACAGAAAACCCAGACUUUGACAUUUUUCAGUGAGGGAAGAAGCAAUUUAUAUUUCCUUGCUACGUCGAAAUAAAAUCUAGAGUGACAAUUUAGAGUACAACUUGACACGAACCCUCAAACCUGACAUCUUGUUCUCAAUGUUAAUUCACCUUGGCUUUCUCCACUGGGUCCAGUUCAAUACCUUGCUUCAACUAACUGUUGUUUCCCUAUCUGAUCUGCUGGCAUCAUUUUGUCAGUGUCUCUAAUAGAGCCUGUUUUAUUCGCAUUCGUUCAGAUUAGAGAAAUGAGGCGGUCCUUUUGUGGGACCUUUUGUUGUCCAAUGCAGGACUGUUACAAUUGUCCUUCAGCGAAUGGUGAUCAUAGUUUCCUAACUUUGAUGCCAAAACGAAAUAUGUUGCUUCAUGCUUUAGAACUUUGAUGGUAUAUCUUCAUUCUUUUGAGGAUGAAAGAAAUGGAUGGUAGCAUUUGUCUUCCUCAGUGGCACUGCUUAUCUGGAUGAAUGGAGUGACGAGCGUCGGUAAUAGGACUUCAACAUACAGUAGCAUUGGCAUCAUACAGACAAGGAGAAGCUUGGAAAUGGAUAAGAAGCUUGGUACAUCUGCUCGUUAAUUUUACAUUGCUAAAAAAUAGUAGAGUCCGCUCAUCAUGUCACAGCCACCAUUCCUUUAGUUGACUUCUCUGGAAAUUCAUCAGCGUGGACCCUUGCCCCAUCUGACUAAGCAUUAGACCUUUUUUCAGGUGAGAUAUGGGAGGAACAUAGAAAGCGAUGCGAAUUUUCUCCCAAUUUUUUUCUAGUCUUACUUACUAUCCACAACACCUUAUCACUGCUCAUUACAUCUCUCUUCUCUUGUUAGAGUUGCAAUCUCUUCUCCUCCCUCUGUUGACUAUGAGUUGUUCAAAUGAUAGACAUGAGCUUCAGAACUAGAAAAUGAGUGUAAGUAUUCACAUCAUGCGUGAAUGGGAUAUGGUGCUGCACAUGCGCACUCCCAUAUCCACUCAAGUUAUGACAUAAGAAAAACAACUAAACUAUCCCUCAGUUGAUGAAGAAGGUGACUUCUUACAGAGGGAGGGUUAACUUAACGUGCUUUGGUGUGUUAGCAGAGUUGAAGAGUGGUGUGUUAGUCAACAUAGCUUGAGGUGGAUUGUAAAUGCCCGCUUCAAGUUAUUGGUUUUCGUUGGUGCUGUUUCUAUGUUUAUGUAUAUAAUUCUGUUUCUGAGUUGCUUAUAAAGUAAAAGAGAAGUGGUUACAUCAAGAAUAGUGCAGGCGCAUGUGCCAUUCGAGCCAUUACAGUAGAAAAUGGAAAUGUUAAAAAAUGUUGACAAGGUUGUAUGUUAAGAAAUUAACCAUUUUCCUCAUGUACUUUGGAAUUGUUAAGUUAUUUACUGGAAUAUCAUGAACAGUCAUGGAGUACUUUAUAUUAGUUCAUUCUUUUGUCAUUAUAAUUAUGAGACCUCUGUCAAGUCAACGAUAUAGUGUCGUAAUCAAGUCUGUCGUUCAAUUUAAAAUAUUUUGAUAAAAACCGUGGAAGUUUGAUCUUGAAUUUGAUUAUUUUUUCCUUUUUUAUUUUUCAAGGCUAAUUUGAUGCCUAAUUUCGUAUGUAGUGAAUAUUCCAUGCAAUUGAAUGCUUCUCGGCUUAAGGUUCUUCAAGCCCAGGAUGAUUUGGUUAAGUCCAUGAAGGAGGCAGCUGAGAAAGAGCUAUUGCACGUUAGCCAUGAUCAUCAUGCAUACAAACAUCUUCUGAAAGAACUGAUUGUUCAGGUAAACGAUGACUUAUCUGAUAGCUAAUAGCUCUCGCGUAUCUUUUAUUAUCAAAUGAAGCAUAUUAGAGAUGUUUACAUCUUUAUUAAGUUGCUGGAUUUGGUUUAGUUCACCUGCCAUCUGUUACUGAGUAAAUUUAGCCUGAAAAACAGAGUAAGCAGUUUGGUGCGGAAGUCUUCCCCCGUGGGAAUUCACCUGUCACGAAUACAAAAUAAAUUUAUCAAUGAGAUUCAAGCACUUUUGGUUUGCCCAUGGGACGGAUACUUUCUAUUUCCCUUAAAUGUGAUAACAUGACGUUUCGGGAUCGUUCACUUCCUGUGAGAUAGUCUCUAUUUUCCUUAUUUUUGAUAAAACAAUGUCUAUGGACCGUUCACAUUCUACCAUGUUUAUUUGGGAUACUUUCAUUACUUAUAAUUCCUUGAUUCUAUUAGUAUCACGCUUGCAUUGAUGUCAUAUAAUUAUUUGACCUUGUAUUUAUCACUUCCAGUGUUUGCUGCGACUCAAGGAACCAUCUGUACUACUGCGUUGUCGGAAAGAGGACGUUGGGCUUGUGGAAUCUGUUCUGCACUCUGCAAAGCACGAGUAUGCAGAGAAAGCCAAUGUCCAUCAUCCUGAAAUAGUGAUAGACCAUGUCACACACCUUCCACCCGCUCGCCACCAUCAUCAUGGUCAUGGACCUUUCUGGUAAUACACUCUUCAGAGAAAUAUGGUUAAAAGAAAUGCAUGAAAUCCGGUUAUGUGAUAUAUUUAUUGUGAAGAAAAGGGUUAAAUAAUCUGCAAAGGCACUUUUCUAUCAAGUUUUUUUGAGUAAAUUAAUGUCAUAAUCUGUUAUCCUUUUCAUCUUUCCACCUCAUGUGUUAAAAAUGGCAUUUUUUGUUGCCCAAUCUAAACCUCUGGUUGCUCGAUUUUGGUGGGAAUUGACUACGAUCUUACAUUUUUUUGGUAUCUAGAGGGUCAUGUUACUAUAGAAUAACUCAUUGGGGAGACCCAAAUCUUUUGUAAUUUCACGCCAGUUGAUUAGAACCAUUACCAUGGUGCUGACAGGCAUUAAUGGGUCGAUAUAGACAGUCUGACGAAGGGCCCUGAGAUUUCUGUUCAAUUACCUGGCUCGACAGAAAACCUGCAAAAAACAGUGUAAAGGACUUGGGUGCCAUGACUUCCGCUGGUAGAAUGUCUGUCAAAAUUUAAUUCGGGCAGAUGCUAAACAUUUAAACGUUCUUUUAAAUGUUUUCUGUCUGGAAUCAGUCUCGCCUGAGUACCAAGUCGCCAUAUCUUCAUCAGGGGAAUAAGCUACCAGUAGGUCGGUGUCAUAAUCAAGUGGUAUUUUCCGAAAAAAUGUUUUAAUCAGUUAAAAAUUAAAUCAUUUGGUGCUGCAUUUUUUAUGCAAUUGAAUGUUAGAUCCUUGUAUAUUAUUAAUCGAAUGCAAGAUCCUUGGAUACUAUUUAUUGAAUGUAAGAUCCUUGUAUAUUAUAUUGAUGAUGAGAUUCAUGAUUCAGCUCUGGAGGUGUUGUCUUGGCUUCUCGAGAUGGGAAAAUUGUAUGUGAGAACACCCUAGAUGCAAGGUUGGAGGUUGUCUUCCAUAAAAAGUUACCGGAGGUACCUACCUUACGCAUGCCUUUUCUUUGGGAUCCUAAUAAUCUUUACAUUAUGCAAGAGGAAACCUAAGAAAUUUGGAUUGAGCUGCAUUCCGUCUUAAACUAUAUUUCUGCUAUUUAAUCCUUUGUUGUUCACGAUUGGUUUUUAUCUUUUGGAUAAUUAUGGUCUGAAUCAGUCUUGGGUUGGGCCCAAGGAUUAUCCUUUGUGGCCCUUCAGAGUUAGUCAUACCAGAGUCUAACUGCAAUGGAGCGACUUAGGUGGUUAAUUUUUAAUGGCAUUCAAGUAAGUCAAAUGCUCGAAUCAUUAUAAUCUCCCUUAAAAGUAAUGUUGCCAUGCGCUUUACCUGCCACCAUUACGAGUAAUGGUGCGGGGAUCGUGCAGCAGGAACCACCAAAGCAUAAUGUGACAGUACAUGUAAUCCUUGAGCUUGUUGGUGAAGCCACCCGUACCAUGUGGCCACAUGUAUUCGCAUGGAAUAUGAAAUUCCAGGUUUUAAUGCCCAAUCUGAACUGACCAAUCGUGUGUAAACCUGACAAAAUUUAUCUACACUUACUGGAUUUGGAAUAUCACCCUUUUGCUUGAAAAUCUUAGGGGUCGUUUUUUUUUCUUUCUGUCUGGUGAUUUUCCCUCCCGUUAGUUUUAUUCCUUUAAAGACAUUCAGAGAUUUAUACAUAUAUAUAUAUAUAUAUAUAUAUAGCUUUCUUAGUCAAUAGGCUUAGGCCUUGCUGAUUUUCUACCUGGCGAUCGUCCUUCUAGUUUUAUUUUUCAAAUAGCUGAAUAACUUUACGUCACAUCCUAAGUGGGCUGUUUUCUCCUUGUGUAUUGCAGAUCCGGAAAUGCCUUUUUGGCCAGGUCGCCGUAUAA
Spirodela intermedia is the source of this 5697-nucleotide messenger RNA. The record is from the annotation of a GenBank genome assembly. NCBI's taxonomy places the organism in Eukaryota, Viridiplantae, Streptophyta, Magnoliopsida, Alismatales, Araceae.